This is a messenger RNA of Abrus precatorius (Indian licorice), 2670 nucleotides long. RefSeq lists its product as uncharacterized. The transcript has 3 exons. NCBI's taxonomy places the organism in Eukaryota, Viridiplantae, Streptophyta, Magnoliopsida, Fabales, Fabaceae. Bases 444 to 2411 code for a protein of 655 amino acids. The record is from RefSeq and is a predicted model, not a curated record.
GGCCAAUAGAAGUGCACCCUUCCCUCUCAUUUCUCUCUCACAAACACACGCUUUUUCUUUCCCUCUCACAAGACCAACACAACCCAACCCAACUUAAAGCUUCCGUUUAUUUCCAUCUCAAACGUAUCUUUCCAUUUUUUGACAUGUUCCCACUUUCUCUGGUCCUCAAACUCCUUUAGACCUUCAAAUAAUAAGCCACAAAGAGAGAGAAAAAAAAGGUAACAAUAGUAGCAGUAGAAGAAGAAGAAGAAGAAAGAAAGAAAGAAAGAAGAUUUUCAUGACCCACUUUGCUAAAUUCAAGGCUAAAUAGUUGCAUGUCAAAACAUUGAAAAAAGAAGAAGAUGAUGAUGCUGACUACAACUGGCACCUUGCUCUUAGGAACUUUGUGCACAUAGCACGGCCCUUAUUCCGUGUCCUCAUUUCAUCACACAAUUUUCACCACCAUGCCCUCGUGUCAUCAUACCAACAACAACAACAACCUCAACGAAGGUCUCAAACAGAACCACAACAAGACCAGGAAACGAGGUUCUUCUUCUUCUUCUUCAUCCUCUUUGGUCAGAAGAUACCGUUUCAAGAGAGCUAUUUUGGUAGGGAAGAAAGGAGGGUCAAGCACCCCAGUACCCAUGUGGAAGACUAGGGCAACAACUUCACCUUCUAUGGCUACUCAACAUGCCAAACCUUUGCAUUCUUCUGCUUCUGUGUUACCCUCCAAAGACAAGGAACUUUCUGUGUCAGCCAGAAAACUAGCAGCUACACUGUGGGAAAUCAAUGAUUUGCCUCCUUUCAAGAAGGACUUUGAGGUUGACCAAAUGAGAAGCUUGAAGGAAAAGAUCAGAAGCAAAGAGAAAGGUGCGAGCCUGUCCAGAUCGGGCUUGUUGCGGCCACAGAUGUCAGAUCCAUCGCAUAGUCCUAUCUCAGAGAGAAUGAAAGGGUUUGAAGGUGAUAGCUGCAAAAGAAGGGCGUCAGGGUUUUCUCAUCAACUUCACUCGGGUGAUUACUAUUUGGAGGCUCUGGAUGCCCAUAGCAGUGCCAAUUUAAUUGAGGAAGUAGAAAAUCAGCUAAGAAAUGAGAAGAACCGUGGCAAAUGCGCGGUUGGUGUUAAGAACCGUCUGAAGGAAGCUAGAAGUGGCCUUUCUACAUCAAAGAAGCUUCUAAAGGUGUUAAAUCAAAUGUGCCUUAGAGAGCAGCAGUCAUCAAGCAUGCCUCUUGUCUUGGCUCUAGGUAGUGAGCUUGAUCGAGUCUGCCAUCAAAUUGAUCAACUGAUUCACGAACAGCGUUCGAACCAGAACGAUAUAGAGUAUGUGAUGAAGCGUUUUGCAGAAGAAAAAGCUGUUUGGAAAAGAAGAGAAAGAGAAAAGAUUCAUGAUGCCAUAAAACAUGUGGCAGAAGAGCUUGAGGUGGAGAAGAAAUUAAGAAGGCAAACGGAACGGCUGAAUAAGAAGAUUGCCAAAGAAAUGGCUAGUAUAAAAGCUUCCCAUUUGAAAGCAUCCAAGGAGCUUGAAAGGGAGAAACGUGCAAAAGAGAUUUUGGAGCAAAUUUGUGAUGAACUAGCCAGAGGCAUUGGUGAAGACAGAGCACAGGUGGAGGAACUGAAAAGGGAAUCAGCUAAAGUCCGCGAGGAGGUGGAAAAGGAAAGGGAAAUGCUUCAGUUAGCCGAUGUUUUGCGCGAGGAGAGAGUUCAGAUGAAGCUUUCAGAGGCUAAAUAUCAAUUUGAGGAGAAAAAUGCUUUCCUUGAAAAGUUGAGAAAUGAGCUUGAGGACUUUAUGAGAACUAGAGAUGAACAAAAGGAAGAUGUAUCACCAGAAUGUAAAAAAAUCAAGGAUCUUGAGUCUUAUUUCAACAAUGUCUGCAGGGGAUUCCAAAUUGAAGAGAAAGAGGAUGAUUUGGAUGUUGGAGAUGAUGUAGCGCAUGAAGGAGAUGACUCAGAUGACAGUGAUCUUCAUUCCAUUGAAUUAAACAUGGAUAGUGAAAGUAAAGGGUACAAGUGGAGUUAUGCUUGUGAAAAUGUUGCUCAAGAAGAGUUAAAGAAAUUUUCAAUUGACAAAGAAAGUAUAGGGAGGAAAUCUUUCUCAGAGAAAAUUCAGUGGGGAAGUAUUUGCUUCAACAAGGGAACUUCCAGUGGUAGGAAAAGGGAUUUUACUAUAAAUAUUCAGCAAGUUUCUGAUCAUUUUGAUCCUAACAUGUCAAUUGAAUUUCUCUCACGAGCUCACGUACAAGAUGAUAAGGAUGAAACUCAGAGCAAUAGGUCCAGUACUGAUCUACAAGACUCUAUGUCAUGUGCGACUUCUGCUCAGAGAAAUGGUCUCCUAUUAACUUUGCAGUGUGCAAGUGGAGAAGCUGGGGAAAUUGCUCUUGCCUUGGAGGGUGACAAUUUGAAGCAAGAGGUUGCAGCAAGAAAAUCUGGAUGUUAAAAGCAGAGUUUUUUUUUUGACAGUUGUAGUUAGUAACUCAUGAUCUUAGAUAGCUUCUACUAUUUAUGUUCUUAAGUGUAAAUGCAUGCUGUCUUUGAUGAAUUGAAUAUGGUCAAGGCUUAUCAUUGCUCUGUGUGGUAACUGUUAAAGCUAUAGAAAGAAACAUGUAUAUAUUGAAUAGAUUCUCAUACUACAGUUUUGUGUUAGCUACUUCUGGCUUUAUUGAUAUUUGAUGCUCGAGUAGAGAACUGUUUGAUUC